Angiostrongylus costaricensis is the source of this 573-nucleotide messenger RNA. The record is from the annotation of a GenBank genome assembly. Lineage: Eukaryota; Metazoa; Nematoda; Chromadorea; Rhabditida; Metastrongylidae.
UUGACCAAUGGCUGCCUGGUUUUAGUUUCGUCACGACUGCUUCCAUGUUUGGAUGACUGUAUAUGUGAGCAGACAGAGGAUCAUCCACUUAUUCGCUGUGAGAAUGGCGAUCGUCAAAGGAUCGAGAUUCCCAGUAAAGUAAUGUCUGGCUAUCAAUAUCUAGCGUUCACAUGUAACGAUCUUCGUGAACUUCCACAUGUCGCACUUCUGAAGGCAGCAUUUCCAGAUAUUCAGGGUAUCGACAUCCAGGGAAAUCCUCUGUUCAACUGUUCCAGCUUAGGAAAUAUCAGGCAGGAGAUCGCUAUUCUAACUGACUGCGAUGCAGAUACGACACCUAUUACGUGCAAUGUCGAUUGUGACUGGAAAUGUAGAACACUGAAUAAGCUUCGUGACCUGUGGAAGAAGCUUAAGAAGACUUUUCUUUCGCGAAUGAAAGAAUGGGGAGCAGAAGAGGUCAUAUUGAGGUAUUUUUUUAAAAUCAGAUUUGGAAAGCACAAACGCUUCCACGAAUUCAUUUUUAUGUCGCGAUGCAAAUUAUUUAAAUCAUUCUGUUUUUGCUGUCCACGUAAUUAG